Penicillium riverlandense is the source of this 1164-nucleotide messenger RNA. RefSeq lists its product as uncharacterized. Lineage: Eukaryota; Fungi; Ascomycota; Eurotiomycetes; Eurotiales; Aspergillaceae. The coding region runs from base 1 to 1164 and encodes 387 amino acids. The transcript has 4 exons. The record is from RefSeq and is a predicted model, not a curated record.
AUGAUCCCUCCCUGCGAUCCCUCGAUCCUCGCGCACAAUCCUCUAUUCAAGCGGCUCUAUGAAAAUCUAACGACCACGCUUUUCAAUCCCGAUGGCUCGACGCGUGCGCACAGCGCGCUCCCGGAGCGAGAACGCGCGGUGGAGGACUUGAAACAAUGCCAGACACAACAUGCAAAGAAGCGGAUCAAGGAGCGAAUGCUGCGGCGAUUGGCGUUCGCAUCUGAUAGCGGGCUACCCGAUGAGUGCCGGGAUAAUCUCGCCAUCAUAUCGCUGUACCUGGAGACACCGCGUGCCGCAAUCGACCCCGACAGACGCAAGCAAGACAAACAAGGCGCCCAAAAUCCGGAGGAGGAAGAUGGAGAUGACGCCCUCUCACUACUCGCACCGGACAUUGAAGCAUUCCACUCGCACAUCCCAACCAUUGCCCGCUCACUCUCCACCCUCCUCUCGUCAUCCGUCAACAACCUCCGAAACCUAGCCACCGCACAGCCAACCACCUCUCCAGAAACACCACCAACAGGAACAGGAGGUAUUCCCACCUCCUUAUCACGAAGCAUCCACGCCCCAGUACAUCUAAGCCACCACGCACGCGCACGAGCCCGUGAUCGCCGAGUUCGCACAUCCAUUGCCUCCGCGCCGCCAGUCUCGAAUAUCCUCCGGGAACGGGUGCGCGCGUUGCGCCAGAUCCAACUGUUCGAGCUGCCCACAGCCAGACGACAGAUGGCCGCGACAGCGGCCGAUGUGCUUGCGACCCGAACGCUGGUAUUAGAGAGGACUGUUAUUACCCUCGAGCGGGUUAAGCAUGGUGCGUUGGCGAGGGCGACAAAGGCCAAGGCGGAGCAUUUGGCUACCGUUGCGCAGGGGGUUGAGGGGAAACUUGAAGUUACGAAGCUCGAAAUCACCGCUUCCAUCUAUACACCCGAAACUCUGGCCGCGCUCACCCGGUACAGAGAUCACCUCCGCAAAACGCGGGAUCAGCUGGAAGAACGGCGGAUGAUGGCGAUUGAAGAGCUCCGGGAUUACGGCGAUGUGGAGGUGUCUGAUGGAUCCGGGACACAGGCUGCGGGUGAUGGCGGGACUCUGGCGGAGAUUGCUCGUCGAUAUGGAGCACUUGCCAGAGAAGUGGAAACGGUCAAGAUGGAGAUUGCACGGCUGGGCGAGUGA